Molecule: messenger RNA, 4794 nt
Organism: Symbiodinium natans
Lineage: Eukaryota; Dinophyceae; Suessiales; Symbiodiniaceae
Source: the annotation of a GenBank genome assembly
AUGGCAGCCGCAGCGCUCACUCAUGCCGCGUGGGAGCCAAGUGUCGGCUUCAAGCCGCAAUUCACACCCGAGGGCGAGCCCGAUUACAGCCACUGGAUCAACUCCGUGCAUUGGAGCUCAAGGCGGAUGCUUCUCUCGAGAGAAGGGACCGCGUCAAGCCUCUACAGCGGCACGGGCAGAGUGUACCUUCCAAGUGCAGAUGGCACGAGGAAUAUGCCUAGGGACGUCUACCCAUACACCUUGAGGAUUGCUGACAGAGAUCUGCCUACCAUAGAGGGCCAGUUAGCCUUGCUCUGGCACGUCAUCCUGUACGAGGACAGGACAGGCAGAACGAUCCUCAGCAGUUCUCAGCGCUGGGACUUCUACUUCGUGACGACCCUUUUGGGGUGCCUCUCGGUUGAGGAGUUGUACAAGUUCACUCUCACCACCCAGCAGGUAACGAGAGAACAGAACACUCCUUAUAGCAGCACGGUCAGCGCCUCCAAGGCAUUCUCUGCUGUGUUCCGCCACGAGGCCGUGCACAGGAACGAUUUGGACGAGAUGAACUCUCUCCCUAUUGGAUCCUGUAACACACGGAGAGUGAUUCCCAGGCAGACAAACGCCGUUUGGUUUGCCGCCUUCAUGCUCACCAACUCCAAGGGAAGGUUUUUCACCUACGUCCGUCCAGCUCCAUGCUCGCCCACAGGCGAGGUAGGAGUGCAAGACUUCGCUAUGAACAUACGCCUUGGAGCAAUUCAGGGUCAUACUCGCGUAAGCUCAGUCCAAACUGAGGAGGCGCUGGGUAUGGAAAUCACCCUGGGAAUGGCAGGUCGCCUGGGAUAUGUUUUCCACGCCACCGAGAAGUGGAACCACGACAACAUCCUCAAGCAGGGGUUAAUCACGGACGCUGGAAGGCCAGGUGAAAAGAGGGAUCCGCGGUGCGCUGUGCACUUCACCUACGCUGGUGGGGAGGAGGCCCCAAGGGCUGGCACUGUCAUCCGCUACGGCUCGAAUGUCAUCUAUGUCGUGUUGGACCUCUACCAGGCCAUUUCAGACGGGUGCAAGUUCUACCUGUCCGAUAACGGUGUGAUCCUGAGCUUCCAGAGUGUGCCACCGAGCUACCUGCAUUUCACCUGGAGGCCCCCUCACGAGAAGGACCCGGGUGGACGCAGGUGGGAAAAACGCGAGGGACGCUCAGCACAAGCUGAGGAACCCUCAGCUCCCAGUUCAAGCUCUCGUGGCCCUGCGUCCAGCUCAGCCGGGACCAAAGGGAGCUCUGCCUCAGCAGAGGGAUCCAAGGGUUCUGGAACAACAACGAAGGAAGCUGGGCCUCCUAGCACAGGCCCAACCACGGUUGGGGAAGUGCCCCACUUUGAUCUCACUUCCCUUCGAGAGAUCAUUGAAGAGGAGGAGAAGAGGCAUGUUCAGCAGUCAGAAACAAGCUCAGAAGGGAAAAGAAUUCCUUUUGAGCGUGGCAUGGAAGUUGAAGGGAGUGUAAAAACUUCUUUGACAGCUGAAGCAGAAAAAGUCAGGGCCCAAGAGGACCUGAUCCGACAGCUUAGGGCCAAUCCUUGGACGCUGUUCUACAAAGGCACCAUUGCCUUGAUGGAGGACAAUGAGCGCAAGGUUGACUCCUACGGCACUGGCUAUGUACAGGCUCUUUGGUUGCACAAUCCUCUGAGUGGAUACCCGGUUCUCUUCUUCCUGGAGGCAUUCAGACUGGGGAAGAUAGCCGCCAAUGUGCUCAUUGACUUUCAGUUGAAGGUCUCUCACUAUGACCAUCAUACUCCACAUUGGGACGCGGACUACUUCACCGAGCUCAGAUCUAAGGCCGAGUCAGUCUUCACCCCUGGAAUUCUUUACGGGAGAGCAAAGCCUGAGGUCACAGAUGAGCGAAAUCGAAUGCCAGUUGAAGGCACAGAGAACUACGCUGAGAAGCUCGCAGAGUACCAGGCAUUUCGGCACGAGCUGAUGGUGGCCCAGGAGCUCAUCAACAUUCAGAGCGAUUUCGUCAACCUCUACGACAUGUUCGUGGAACUCUAUGGCAGUGACUUCUUCUUGUACAUGAAGGAGAAUCGUGACAACCAAGCACUUCGGAACAAGUUUGUUGUGCGCGCACAGGACAAUAGUGAGCAUAGAGAUUGCUCAUUGAGGCUCCCGUUUGAGCCCAAACUCAUCCUGAAGAAAAUCGAACGCACCGUCGCUUCGUACCCAGAGCGGAAGUUCCUCUCUCGCUUCGCUUCCAAGGCCGUUCAGGACUUGCAGCAGUAUGUGCAGAUUCGCCAGUCCGAGGAGGCAUUCGUCGACUACUACCUUGGCAUUCCUGUGGAAGAUUUUGAGCUUGAGAGAACCUUCGAGAACAAUGAAGGAACCAUCAAAAUCGAGGAGGUCAUCGAGGUCGAUGAAUCCUGGGGAAGCUCAACACGAGUUGAGGAACCCAAGGUGGCGCCUUCCUCUCUGGAUGCAACAAUGGAAGAGGAAGCGGGCUCUGCUACAGCAGAGGGACCACCACCAUCUUCCGAAGCGCACAUCAAAGAAGAGCCAAUGCCCGAUGCGACCGAAGAGGUCAAGGAGCCAGAUCCCGAAGUCCAGUUGAAGGUCGAGGAAGGUGACUUCAAGGUGGAGGAGGAGUCCUCUACGCCAAUGGUCACCACUGGGGAAACAGAGGGAAGCUCACUUCCAAGUGAGGCACCCUCGGGAACGCCCCAAGGCCUGUGGGGUAAUGUACAGACUGUUAUUACUCCGCAGGAUCUCCAAGAGAUCACUCAGCAGAAUGAGGAUGCUCUUCGAUCCUUCGCCGACAAAAAGGAAGAGGCGACCCUGGAGCAGUUGCCCGAGUACCAGCGCUUCAUUGAUGAGCUGGAGAGGGUUGAAAAGGGUUCGCCCAUCUACAUCCUCAGUCGGCAGAAGUAUGGAGAAAGUGAUGGCAUUCUCCAUGGUGGUCUUCGGGCGCAGUCGGCUCAGAACCGAUUUCGACUCCAGCAUAUGAGCUGGAGGGAUAGAGCGGCUCCUGCUCGGUCAAAUUGGAAGUUCCAGGUUCCAGAAGUGCCCUUCUUCGAGACAAUGGCGACGAUGCCACCGUUGUGGGAGUUUCGUCCUGCAGCAAAACAAGUGGCUUUCAAGAGCAUUGAUGUGAGGAGCACUUUUUCGACUGAUGCACUUGAGAGAUCAUACAAUGCCCAUGUUGCCAUUGCGGAGAAGGAGGCGCUGUUGAUGGAGUCACUGGCAAAAACCAAUGCUACGAGAGGUGAUCUUCUGAACACUCUUCUUCGGCACUUUCUGGCCUGUGGAAGUCUCGAAACCACGAGCUUGGGAAGCUCAGCCUUUGCUGAGGAACCCGAUCCAAUGGCAGAGAUGACGCAUUUGGCCACCUCCAGAGUAGGUCUUAGCGUGAUGGUUGCCAACUUGGGGAACUUCGCGAGGGGCAGAAAGGGCACACUUCCUCCAAAGUAUGCCGACCUCAUCUCGGAUUACUCCGAUGGAAGCUCCAUCAUUGUGAAGUUCCUCUCUCACUCCAAGGCACAUGUUAUUCUGCUGCAGGAGAACAACAUGACGAGAGAAGAGUUGGACUACUUCAGGUCCAAGGGCUGGUUGUUCCGAACAAAUGAGGCAGGAGAUCUCCUCACUGCUGUCAGAGGAAACACCAAGGGUAAGAACAAGGUCAGCUUCAAGCACCUUGCUGGUCCGGUCCUCAAAGACCCUGCGUAUGCCUGGAUUCCCAUCAGAUAUGAGAUCGUCCAGAUCAACUAUGGAAGUACCGUUCCUCGAGAGAGAAUGGAACAAGAAGACCUGGUUGAUCGAGUGGAGUCCGCCUUCGAGGAGGCCGAGUUCAAGGAAGAUCUCACGCGUGCAGGCAUGAAGUCAAUUCGUGUCUGCAACUUCCACGUUCGAAGUGAAAUCGCACGCUCUAAGCCCGGCUUCUUGGCCGAGGGACUAGCUGCGAUGGUCGCUGACUGCUUCCACUACCAAGUGGAUCUGAUGGGCGGAGAUGGCAACAUGUCAUGCUACCGAUUCGGAGGUAGCCAACAGGGGUCAGUGUCACACGACAGCUCAGCCCUUUUCUCGACGAUCCAGUACUUCGUCGGCGCCUUCGAGAAGCACCAACGUCAGGACAGGUUGUUGAUCCCAAGGACACGCGUCGUGACUUCGAACCCUCUACAUCUUCUCAAACUCUACGAGGAGAAGCUUGGGUUCCCCUACGGCGAUGUGGGCCACCUAGUGGAUUGGACGACGUUUCCUGAUUUGGACUGCAUGACUGCCAUCGUCUUCGAAUGGGGUCAUAGCAUGACCAAUGAGGUGUGGGCUGAGUACAAGGGCAGCAUGGAGUACAAGGUUUCGGUGAGUGAAUUCUUGCUGCACUCGACGAAGAACCACUUCCUCCUGAAGCCCUCGGACAAUGACAGUCACACACCACUGCUUCUACACAUCGCUCCUAACUGGAUGAAGUUCUCUGAGAAGAAGACGUACAGGUCGAAGGAGUCGAUCUUGCAGGCGUCCCAAUCCAGGAAAGAGAGACAGAAGGCUAAAAAGCGUGGUGCUCCUGCCGAACCAGUACAAGGCGAAGGUCGUGCUCCACCUGGCAAAGGCAAAAGCAAGAGCAAGGAAGGAGGCUCGCUUCCAAGUGAGGAACCUUCAGCAGUGCCAGAGCCAGCAGCUCCUCCAAAGGCUAAGCCAGCGGCGAAGCCAGCUGCUGCGAGGCCAGAAAAGGGGAAGGCUCGCCAAGAGGCAAGGGAUCCUCUCAAGGUGAAGUUCUACUUCAACGCCUCCUACGAUUACAUCCUCAUUGGUGCUGCUGUAAUCCAGCUCGUCCUGUGA